Messenger RNA from Leishmania mexicana MHOM/GT/2001/U1103, 1170 nucleotides. RefSeq lists its product as hypothetical. Bases 1 to 1170 code for a protein of 389 amino acids. The record is from RefSeq and is a predicted model, not a curated record. The transcript has a single exon. NCBI's taxonomy places the organism in Eukaryota, Euglenozoa, Kinetoplastea, Trypanosomatida, Trypanosomatidae.
AUGACGGAGCCUGCGUGCAGCAACAUCAGCCGCGCUGCCUUGCGCUUCUACGCAGCACAGCGCACCGAAGGUGCUGCGGGGUUGGCAGUUGAUCCGGCGCAACAGGUGGCGGUGGCGCAUUAUGAUCUGUCGCCCUCGGCCGAUGCGAUGCAGGCGGCGCUGGAGGUUUUCAUGAACAGUCACGAGGAGGACGCGGUGAGCUUCGUCGCAGGCUUCUUGCACCUCACCCCAAGUGACAGAGUGACCGCGCUUGCGAAGCUUGAGGGCCAUGGGGAGGUCUCACCUGCUGGUGACGCGGCGGCAGGCAAUGAGCUCUCGGAGACACGCAUGACAGCUGCCACAUGGGCAGAACUGCGCCGCCGUCUUCAGCAACACGAACUGCAAACGCAUCAGCUUGCGCUGGCUGAGUGCCACUCUGGAGAUGCGCAGAAAGCGAAUCAGGACUGGCACUCCCUGAAGACUCGCACACAAUCAUUCGAAAGCGGACAGCGCCCUGUGGACGCCGAUACAUUGGCGGCACCUGCGGACGUACAGUCGUCUCCCACCAGGAAUGGCGACGCGGAGGAGCUGGAAACGAUCGAGUUGGAGGAGGGCACGCGCACCGGCAUCCUCGUCGCAUUCAUCGACAAGGGUGUGGCGGAAGUCUCCACCCACUUCGACAACUUCUUCGACGCGGCCGCUACCCCACGCGCUCCUGUGGAUCGCGCUCAGGGUGAGACGCGCGACGGUGUACCGACCCCGUCCGCGCCACGCAUCCUUCCGACUCUAGACACAAUACUCGGCUUGGAUACCGAGGAGGUGGAGGUCCCCACUACACCUCCAUCUGGGAAGUCCUGUGUUUCGCAGACGGCAGACGCUGGCGACACCGGUGUCCUACCGAAUGCGUUUGAGCACCGACCUCGGAGUCGAGGUGAGAGCGAUGUCUCAAGCCCGACCUCCUCCGUGGAGAGCGUUGCGCUGCCUGGGGUGGAAGAUGCUUGUGUGAACUUGGACGACCCUUGCGAAGCCACCCGAGACACACAGAACGUCGAUUUGGUUACGAAGCUCUACGAGGUCAUUGCGGAGAGCGAUAACUGCGUGCAGCCCUUCACUUUGGAUCCUUUCUUCGACUACGACGCCGACAUCCUCGGCGAGGCAUUCCGCUCCGGUGCCGCGUGGCGGAGAGACUGA